CUUCAGUUGGCCUCACGCAUCGUCCUAACUCCUAGCACGCGCACACUGCAUGCACCCCGUCUCCAUCGAUAGAGCGGAGCUGGGCCUCAGCUAGAGCUAGCAUCUCGUCUCCAUCAUCGAUCUGCAGGCAGCCACAGACACCAACACUAUGGCAGUGCACUGGUUCUUCCUUUUCCAGGGUCCCAGCCCUAUGAUAGUGCGAUACGUGUACGCCGUACUUUUUCUGCUGGCCAACUUGUCUGCGUGGCUCACGCGAGAGAACGGCAUAUCAUAUUUCAUAUCGCAGCGGGUCAGCGGCGGCUGUCACGGUGACCGGGGCUGUUUAGCGGCUGAGGCCGUGCUGGUCAUGAGCCAGACCUUCUGUUUAUUUUUCUUCAUCAUGCUAUUAUCCACCGUCUGCACGACCAAGGUGGAUGACCCUAGGAAUUCAUGGCACCGCGGGUGGUGGCCGGUGAAGAUUGCCUUGGUUAUAGGUUGUUUCUCCUUCUCUGUGCUGCUUACAUCCGCUGGGACCCAAAUCUACGGGAAAAUUGCGCAGGUUGGAGCAGGGCUAUUUCUUGUACUUCAGCUUGUGUCUACCAUAAAAUUUAUCACACAGCUGAACUACAAAUUAUGCGUGACCAAUUUUGAAGAAAGGUACCUCUGGGUCGCCGCGAUCUCUGCUACUGCCGUCAUCAUAUCAAUGGGAUUGAUCAUAUUUAUGACCCUCAAGUUCGCACAAUGUUGGCACAACAUGGAGGUCAUUGUUAUCACACUUGUGCUAUUUUUCAUCAUGUGUGUGCUCUCACUAAUGUCCAAGGCUAACAAAUUUUUCAUGGAGCCUGCACUAAUUGGUGGGUACGCUACAUUCAUAUGCCUGCUAGCGAUGACAAGUGAACCCGAGUCAGGCUGUGGCAUGAAAAGCAAAGCAGGCCCAGGUGCUGGUUGGUUAACCAUUUCCUUUUUUGUUUCUGGACUGCUCAGCACCGUUUAUUCUGCCUUUACCAUGGGCACCGGCUACAAAUGUACACGAAGCACGGUGGAGUCGGAAGACGACGUACCAUAUGGGUACGGUUUUUUCCAUUUCAUCUUCUCGGCGGGCUGCAUGUACUUUGGAAUGAUGUUUGUUGCCUGGGACACACAUCAUACCAUGGAAGAAUGGAACGUAGAUAUUGGGUGGAUCAGCACAUGGGUCCAUAUCGCUAGCGAGGCUCUGGUGGUAGUAUCCUACUUAACGAUACUGCUGGCCAGAAUUUUGGGAGUAGGCUGGCUCCAACACUUCCUUGCAAAGAUCUUUGGAACAGAUGACCAGCCGCACAACGAUGAAUCCCAUACGACGACCGAUGAAUCCCAUAUGAUGACCGUGCAUGGUGAUGAACCCCAGACAACGACCGUGCAUGGUGAUGAACCCCAGACAACGACCGUGCAUGGUGAUGAAUCCCAUACAACGACCGUGCAUGGUGAUGAACCCCAGACAACGACCGUGCAUGGUGAUGAAUCCCAUACGACGACCGUGCAUGGUGAUGAAUCCCAAGCAACGACCACUAAUGAUGAUGAAUCAGAGACGAUGAACACGCAUGUCACAUCGCCGUCCUCUUUGUAUCACACAGCGUCACCCUCUUUGCUCUACUACUCCCCCGAGCAAUCACCGACCAAUAACACUGACCAUCAACCUCCUCCGCCGUCGCCGCCUUCACUGUCCCCCCCUCAUACCAUAGAACUGCAAAUGUCCGAGGUACCAAACAUCGGUACCUCUGGCAUGAAUGAAGAGGAUGGCGAUGACUAUAUCAGAGAAUGGGAGAGUGAAUAAUUGGUCGAUCUGUAAUUAAUAACUUGUAUUUCAACAUCGUAGGCAUAUUAAUCAGGUCUAAGAUAUGGUGUAAUAUAGACGUGCCUACGUUGGAGACACGUUUGUUAUAUAGAUCUGUUUGAUUUGAUAAGACAUGUUUCAUGUGUAUUCUUCUAUACAUACUACUCUUGAAGAAAGACAUGUUAUAAUGAUGGAUGAAUGGAA
Messenger RNA from Zea mays, 1993 nucleotides. Its product is annotated as serine incorporator 3. Bases 149 to 1789 code for a protein of 546 amino acids. Lineage: Eukaryota; Viridiplantae; Streptophyta; Magnoliopsida; Poales; Poaceae. The transcript is spliced from 12 exons. The record is from RefSeq and is a predicted model, not a curated record. Gene Ontology annotation, cellular component: membrane.